UUCUAAAAAAAAUCAUCAAAAAAUAAGAUUCCACCGAGGCCUGGCCGGUGGAAGGUUACACGGGAACGUGGAUCGGAGUUGAUUGGGACAACGGGAACGGCAAACACGAUGGCUGCCAUAACGGGCUGCGAUACUUCGAAGCUUCCAGCAGUACAUCGGCAUCGUUUGUACGACCGAACAAUCUCAGUGCCGGCAUUUCACUCUUGCACGCCGUCGAGCUCCGGUAUGGGACGGCUUCUAGUAAAGAAGAUGAAGAUGAGAUGUAUGUUUUCUCUGCAAGCAACAAGCGAGUAACGGUCCAGCUUCUCGGUAAAGAAGAAAUUCAGAAUAAACUGAGUCAUUUUGAGGAAUUGAAAAGUGCAUCAUUGUCAUAUCUAGGAGUUGGCUAUGCUGGAGAUCCACACCACAUUACUACAGCUAUACCUAAUGUGAAGGAGCUUGUUUUGACUGGAAACCUGCUCUCUGAGUGGGAGGAUGUUGAUUUAAUCUGCACAGCGUUAGAUGCUCUUGAAGUUCUGAACCUAUCCCGCAACAUUAUGUCACAUGAUAUAUGUGGAAUGCCCAUGCUAAAUGCUAUACGAGUUUUAGUUUUGAACCAUACUGGAAUCAGCUGGAAGCAUGUUGAGAUUCUUAAAGAUUCCCUUCCUAUGAUAGAAGAGUUACAUUUGGUUGGGAAUAAAUUGAAAGAAAUAACGCCAUCAUCUUCAGCUUUUGUUCAGGGGUUCAAGUUUCUUCAUCUCCUUAAUCUGGAUUGUAACUGUAUAGAUUCGUGAGGUGAAAUUUUGAAGCUUUCACAACUUGAAAGUUUGGAGCAGCUUUUUUUGAAUCACAAUAAUAUAAGCUGCAUCUGGUACCCUGAUAAUGUCACUAUGUAUGAAACCCUGAAUGUUGAUGAAUGUAUUGCCAAAAGCUCUAGGCCUUUCAAGAAUCUGCAUUCCCUUCUUCUUGGUAACAACAACAUUAAAGAACUGGAAUCCGUUGAUUCACUGAAUAGUUUCCCGGAUUUGUUGGUAAUCUUUUAUCUUAAUAUAAAGUCAUAAUGAAUUUCGAAGUCUCCAAUUCAAAAUUUCAACUGUAUUCCCAGACACUUCAUGUUAAUAUGUUAUGCACAUUUGAUCAAAAGAUGAAACUCAUACUUAGCUGCAAUAUAUGAGUUUACAAAUCUAUUCGAGGAUUUAAAUGCCUUUUUUUACCUAGGACGUCAGACUUUCAGAGAAUCCAGUAGCAGAUCCAGAAAAGUCCCGAUAUGUUUUGGUUGCACGUCUAGCAGGUGUAAAAAUAUUAAAUGGAAGCGAGGUUAGUACUCGGGAACGGAAGGAAUCAGAGAUUCGGUAUGUCCGAGUGGUCAUGUCUAAGAGUAGGGAAUUUCCACAAGAAAUUGAGCGACUUCACCCAAGAUUUGCUGAGCUUAAAAGAUAACCAUGGAAUAGAGGAUGAAAAACUGCAGAGUGGACCAACUGGGCCCCAGAAAAUGGCAACCGGACUUAUUUCAAUUACCAUGAAGUGUGUUGGAGCAUCAAUCUGUGAAAAGCCCCCACUUACCAAGAAGUUGCCCGCGGUAUUACCCCAAACGUCAUCGUGUAUCCUAUCAUCUUGCUUUUAUUUGGUAUUGACAUUUACGCUUGAGUUAGGUUGGGAAGCUGAAGAACCUAUGUGAGAGUUUCUUCAACCUAAGAUCUAUCAAACCCAAAUUAUUUCUUCAUGAAGUGGUACAUACUGAACUACUCGUAUACACUCGCUUGCAUAAAAAUGAUAUCCCACACUUCAUUGCCUAGAUGAUGACACAGCAAAUUUGAAUGAUGCUGGAUUUGGGAAUGAGUUGAUCAUUAUCUCAAAACUAGAAAGAAUCAGAACAUCUCAGACUGGUUUCAUAGAGCUUUCUACUCAAAAUUCUGGUGUAGUUAUGUCUGUGUGCGUGUGAACCCAAACUCGGAAAACAUAAAAAAGCUAAGGACUAAAACAACAUCCCAGCCAAUCAAGAUCAAGCUGAGGGCUAAAAUCUUGGCCCCUCAUCCUGCAAAUUUGCAAAAAGUUAAAAUGAGGUAAUGAAUAGUAUAGAAGGGAAUAUUUAAAGCAUAAAAGAGGAGAUGAAAAAUAUAAGAAUUAUUGUAUAUUUUUAAAUGAAAAACUUAUUACAAAGAAAGUGAUGCAAAUAUGAAUAGAGAAUAAAAAAGAAAGUGACGGAAAUAUACAAAUACAGAUGGCCGGAGCAUCUCCUCUACUCCAAUAUUUUGCGAUUUUUUAUUUGAUACUUCUAAAAGUGUUUUUUUUAUCUCUCAUUACAGCAAAUGCAUGUCUAGUUAUUUACUCACUCCGGUCGUCCAUGGGACUUUGACAUCUUUCCUUUUUUGUUUGUCCCAAAAAACUUUAACACUUUCCCAUUAAAGCAACUAUUUUGUGAUUCUAUCUCCGCAGCGGAACAAAGAUCCAUAUUAGUCCAGGCGGAGAGAGAUAUUGCUCCGGGGGAAGAGGCAGCACCCAAGGUCCUUUGACUGCUCUACUUCGCCGGCGCCGGAUUUAUUUGCACAGCUGCCAUUAACAAGUGGAGAGAGCUGGAGAGAAAGCAGAAGCUGAGACAACAAGGUGAGUUGUUGGAAAGGCCUUCCAGUGUUGUACAACCGGCACCAGAAUAAUCCAAUUUCUGAUUUGAAAUGGUGGAAGAAUACUCAAACUCCAAUGGAGUUUUACUUAAAUGGUAGUUGUAUGUUUUGAUUUUGAGUUUGAAUACACUAUCAUUUUGAUGCUGAUAAUUGAUCUUUAAUAUUGUUGCAUUCAUUCAAAUAGUUGAAUCUGUACGAAUUUUAUCUUUAAAUUAGGAUAAAUGAUAAGCAAUUUCAUGGUUAAAA
Cuscuta europaea is the source of this 2846-nucleotide messenger RNA. NCBI's taxonomy places the organism in Eukaryota, Viridiplantae, Streptophyta, Magnoliopsida, Solanales, Convolvulaceae. The record is from the annotation of a GenBank genome assembly.